This is a messenger RNA of Aplosporella prunicola CBS 121167, 1068 nucleotides long. RefSeq lists its product as uncharacterized. The record is from RefSeq and is a predicted model, not a curated record. The coding region runs from base 235 to 888 and encodes 217 amino acids. The transcript has a single exon. NCBI's taxonomy places the organism in Eukaryota, Fungi, Ascomycota, Dothideomycetes, Botryosphaeriales, Aplosporellaceae.
GCUCGCCAGCAAAAUGCGACACCCCAGGAAAGAGAAAACAAAGAAGGAAGAAAGACAGAAAGCAAGAAGCGUCCGCGAGCAAAUGAAACCCAAACCUAACCUUAGAAAGCAAAGGUGAGUACGAACAGCAGCAGCAGCAGAAGAAAGAAAAAAAAGGCGUAACCUACAACGCAGCCCACGUGCGCGCGUCUCCGCCGCCCCAGCACGAGAGGUACAUACGUAGUUACCACGUACAUGGCCAACACACGCGACUUCUCCGCAGCGGAAGAGGGCAACGCCGCAAAGCCUCUGGCGUUCCCGAGGUUAGAAAGCGGCGAGCAGCGACGGUCACGUCAGGCAGGAGGGGCAGCGCCGGUGCGGGAUGGGGAAUGUGGGGAAGCGAGGCGGGCUGGCGGGCUGGCGGGCGCGCGGCGAGUCAGAGGGGUCCGGCCGAGCGAGCGAGCGAAAGUUAGUGACUGUCGGCGAACGAUGCCCUUGCCCUCUCUCUCUCUCUCUCUCGGAUGGACAAUGGAACGCGGUGAGCGCUCUGCGCCGCGCGGAGCAGCAUCUUGCGGCGUGUGUAUGUACAAUAUGGGCGCGGUUAUCUACCUAGUUGCGGGGAGGUGGAGAGAGAAAGAGAGUGGGAGAGCUAUUUGCGACUUCACUACAGGGCAGAGCAAGGCAGGGCGUGCUAGGGCGCGUGGGAUGGCAGUGCCGCUAGUGGGACUGACUACUGACUAUCUGCUCCCUAGGCAGUGCUGCUACCACGUACAGUACAGUACAGUAUCUGGGUGUCCACAUGCACGCAGUACGCACUGCGCUGUGCUGUGGUGUAUGGGGAUGGCGCUAGCGUUGGCGUGGGGGUUCUUUUGCCUACCCGCCUGCCUGCCUGCUUGCUUGCUUGCUUGAUGCAGUGCCAACUACGAGUACAGGAUGGACGGAUGGAUGGAUGGCAUGGCAUUGGCAUGGCAGGGCAUAACAUGCAUGCACGCUCUGGUCUAGCCCAACCCUACCUGCUGGCGUGUGUACCUCGAUCGAAGCCUCGCCCACAACGGUAGGACAGCGCGACGCAGGGCGGAGGUCGUGACU